CUUCCUUCAUUUCACGCGCAGAGAAAAACACGCGCACUCGCCAUUCGCGCACGCUCGAACCGGAGCGCUUCCUCAUCCUUUCUUUACUCACCCGUCAUCCAUCCUCGGGAUCGAAUCCGCUGCCGCGGGGAGUGCAACUUCGGCGCCGACGACAGGCAAAUGGCGAAGAGGAUCUUGAUUUCGACCGCCGCGGCGCUGCUGCUGGCGGCGGUCGCGCCGGGGCCGUGCUGGUGCUGGGCCGACGACGCCGGGCGGGGCGCUUGGCAGGACGGCACCGACUCCUGGCCCGAUUGGGAGGGAGGGCAUACAACUAAGCAAGACAAAGCAGAAGAUGUAGCUUACAAUAUCAUUGAUAGGGCUGGGGAUGCCGCUUCAAAGGCCAUCAGCACGAUGAAAUCUGCCGCAUCUGAUGCCUCCAAAUAUGCUUCUGACAAAGCCGGUGAGGCUGCCAAUUUGGCCUACGGAAAAGCUCGUGACGUAGGAAGUUUUGCUUCCGAGAAAGCUGACCAAGGUCUAAGAAUGGCAUCUGAUAGUGUUGGUGAUGCCAAAGAUUCAAUAGCGGAAGCAAUGGAGUAUGGCAAAGACAAAGCAGCUGGUACUUAUGGUGCAACUAAAGACUAUCUGCACAUGGCUACUGAUAUGGACUCGGAUAGAGCUAACGAUACAUCUGGAGCUGUGGGCCAUGGAAGAGAUAGAGCAUCUGAUCUUUAUGGUCAAGCAAAAGACAAACUGAAUACGGCCACUGACAUGGUUUCAGAUAGCGCCGAUGAUUUCAAAGAAGAAAUGCGAGGAGAAAUGGGGUAUGGCAGAGAGAGAGCUUCUGAUCUUUAUGGUGAAGCUAAGGAGAAGCUGAACAUGGCCACUGGUGUGGCUUCAGAUGGGGCUAGGGAUGCGAGAGAUAGAAUGACAGAUGCAAUGGGGUAUGGAAAAGACAAACUAGAGGACGGUUACAACGAGGCAAAGAACAUGGCUUCAGACAAGAUUGGUAAUGCCCAGGAGACUAUUGAAAGAGCUGUAGGAUAUGGAAAGCAGAAAGUAGCGAAUGCAUAUGACGAGGCAAAGCAUGGGGUCAACAGGGCAUCAUACAUGGCUUCGGAUAAAGCUGGUGAUGUGGGGGAUCAAGUGGCUGGUGCAAUGGGCUACGACAAAGAUGAAGCAAUCGAUGCAUAUGAUGAAGCUUUUAAGAAGGUCGGGGAGUCAUAUAAAGCAGCCAAGGAGACCAUGACACAUGAAGCCAAGUCUAAUUAUGAAGCAGCGAAGGAAAAGGCUUCAGAGGCAGCAGGUAAUCUUGGAUCAAAGAUGAGAUCAGACGGCUCGGAGCUGUAAGCCCAAUCAACUAUUGUGAUGUUAGUAACUUUCGGUCAUUUCACAGUUUUGAUGAUUAAACUAACUUGGUAGGACCUUUACCUCACCUUAUGGUAAGAUCUUGAGCCUCGUAUGAAAGGAUCUAGUCAAGAGAGUGAUGUAGAUUUACCGUUUCCUUACCACACUCUGGUUUGCCCUCAUCGUCUUAACACAGACGAGAAUAAUAAUACAUAGUGAUGUAGAUUUACCGUUUCAUUACCACACUUUGGUUAGCCCUCAUUGUCUGUAAAAAGACGAGAAUAAUAAUUCCCGAUUAUGAAUAUGUUGUUUGCUGAUGAUGCUUA
This is a messenger RNA of Syzygium oleosum, 1649 nucleotides long. Its product is annotated as late embryogenesis abundant protein At3g53040-like. NCBI's taxonomy places the organism in Eukaryota, Viridiplantae, Streptophyta, Magnoliopsida, Myrtales, Myrtaceae. Bases 160 to 1326 code for a protein of 388 amino acids. The transcript has 3 exons. The record is from RefSeq and is a predicted model, not a curated record.